CCAUUAUCGGGUUACGGUGGGUUAGCGUGUCAAAAAAGGAAUACAAAAAAAUAAACUAUUUCAGUGUUUGUGUCUCGACUAGUAAAAAUUUUCCGGAAAAGGAUAUCGUGGAAGUCGAGUUUUCAGAUUUUUUUUCUGAGGCAAAAAACAAGAGGGUAGUUUUCCAUCCAGAUCAAACUGAUAUGAUGAAAAGAAUUCAACAUAAUGGAAAAAUCGAAAAUCCCACUGAUACCCAACGAAAAAGUAUUCUUCCAAAAUAUUUCUCACUCAAGGCAAUCAGCCGAUCGUAAAUUAACGCCACAGAAACUAUCCUGGUUUCUACGCCACUCGGCAGCCGUCGCCGAGCACAUGGACCCGGAUGGCUUUGUUUGCUUCGACAUCCUCAAACAGAUUAGCGGCGCCAAUAUGGAACGAAUCCAGGAGCUCAUAGCUGCCGAUCAGAAGGGCCGCUACGAAGUUCGCGAUAAAGAAAUACGGGCAGUUAAUGGACACAGUAUUCACUUUUGUCAAAAUUAUGAAAUUGUGCAACAACCACCAGAGUUCCUAUAUCAUGCAACAAACAACCACGCGCUGCCACUGAUUAUGGGUGAUGCGCUGAAAAAGAUGGGCCGGCAUUAUAUCCACAUGUAUGAACAGCCUCCGGAGAAAACAUCGGUUCGAUACAGAAUUUUGAAAAUAAGACCCCCACGCGGACAUGUAUUCUUUCGAACUAAGAAUGGGUAUAUUCUGUGCAAGGUCGACAUCCCAGCGGAAUUUAUCGAAGUAAUGAGCUAGUAGAGAAAAUUAAAUGAUGUGUAAUUCAUUCGAAAUGUCCAAACGGUGUCUAUAAGCAUAUAUAUUUCAAUAAAUUAAAAUUGAGAAAUCUG
Molecule: messenger RNA, 866 nt
Organism: Topomyia yanbarensis
Lineage: Eukaryota; Metazoa; Arthropoda; Insecta; Diptera; Culicidae
Product: probable RNA 2'-phosphotransferase
Exons: 2
Coding region: 205-774 (189 amino acids)
Biological process (GO): tRNA splicing, via endonucleolytic cleavage and ligation
Molecular function (GO): tRNA 2'-phosphotransferase activity
Source: RefSeq, a predicted model, not a curated record